Stylophora pistillata is the source of this 1056-nucleotide messenger RNA. Its product is annotated as flagellar hook protein FlgE-like. Lineage: Eukaryota; Metazoa; Cnidaria; Anthozoa; Scleractinia; Pocilloporidae. The record is from RefSeq and is a predicted model, not a curated record.
AUGACAGAUACGGACUUGGCAAUUUCUGGGAAUGGAUUUUUUGUUGUGGGAAAAGUUGGAGAUCCUUCUGAUACUUCCCCUCAAGAAUAUUCUUAUACACGAUCUGGGUCCUUCGUUAGAGACAGUGAGGGGAACUUGAAAAACACUGCUGGAUAUUAUCUUCAAGGGUGGCGAACAGACGAAAAAGGGGAACCCAUAGCAACCAACCGGAGUACGUUAUCAAAUCUUGAAACGAUUAAAGUUAGCCAGGUGAGCGGAUUUUCUCGUCCCUCAACGAAAGUAGAUUUGGCGGUGAACUUAAAAUCUGAUGCGGAUCUUAAUGAUACUUAUGAUGUGAACAUAGAAGUGUAUGAUAGUCUGGGGAUUGCUCAUGAUUUGAAGUUUACCUAUGAACGCACGCAGAUUGAUCCUAUGGAAUGGACCGUCUCUAUUGAAUGUGAGGGGGCGGCUCAAGUUCUUCAAGAUAAUGCCCUUGGUGGGGCUUAUAACAACGUUGUGAUUCAGUUUGAUGAAAAUGGUAUGCCUCAAACAUUUGACGGUGGCUUGAACCCUCCUGCGAUCCAUAUUAUUUGGGAUAACGCAGAGACCAGUGCUGCAGAUAUGACGCUUGAUUUGAAUUUGGGAACCGUUGGUGAGGCGGAUGGUCUUGUUUGUCGUGGAACGGCAUACAAUAUUAUUUCCAGGGAUCAAGAUGGGAUCCGUUUAGGGAACUUUACCGGCGUGAACAUUGAUGAAGAAGGUGUGGUUCAUGCUUUGUUUGACAAUGGUGAAACACGUAAAAUCUAUCGUUUGGCUCUUGCAAACUUUGCAAACCCCAAUGAAUUAGAGGAAAAAUCUGGAAACGUUUGGACACAGACAGACCAAUCUGGUGGAUAUGUUUUGUAUUAUGCGAAAACUUAUGGUGUGGGGCGUAUCGCGUCUCGUGCUUUGGAAGCAUCUACAGUGGAUAUAUCAUCCCAAUUGACAGAUAUGAUUUUGACGCAAAAUGCUUUCUCGGCCAAUGCUAAAGUGAUCCAAAAAUCUAAGGAAAUGUUGGAUGAUUUGAAGGCAUUGUAG